Dicrocoelium dendriticum is the source of this 366-nucleotide messenger RNA. The record is from the annotation of a GenBank genome assembly. NCBI's taxonomy places the organism in Eukaryota, Metazoa, Platyhelminthes, Trematoda, Plagiorchiida, Dicrocoeliidae.
AUGUGGGUGACGGCUGAAAAUUGCGCUGUUCGAACACACACUGGAUCCCAUGGGCGAUUUGGUGAAGUGAAGCAUCGCAUGCGUGAUGUCUACAAAGUGGAGCCGUUUGAAACUUGGACACAAAUUGGGGAUAUAACACACGUAAGAGGGGGGGCGGGAGGGGCGCGGGGGAAGGGGGGGGGGGGGGGGGGGGGGGGGGGGGGGGGGGGGGAGAUUAGGAGAGCGGUAUUCAUCAUACUAUGUGAAGGUCUAUGCAUCUGUGAUCCGAGGGUGGGGCGAGGGGGGGGGGGGGGGGGGGGCGGCGGGAGGGGGAGGGGUCUAGAGCGAGGGUUCGAUCGUCUCAAUCAGCGUUUUUCAGAGUGGUAG